This is a messenger RNA of Helicoverpa zea (corn earworm), 2168 nucleotides long. Its product is annotated as proliferation-associated protein 2G4. The record is from RefSeq and is a predicted model, not a curated record. Lineage: Eukaryota; Metazoa; Arthropoda; Insecta; Lepidoptera; Noctuidae. The coding region runs from base 77 to 1216 and encodes 379 amino acids. The transcript has 8 exons.
ACAUGACCAUAACCUAAAUCAGCCAAUCAAAACCCAAUGCUACUGGGCUAGCCGACCACAACCACAAUUUUGAGAAAUGGCUGACGAUAAAGAAGUUGAGAAAACUAUUGCGGAAGACUUGGUUGUAACCAAGUACAAACUAGCUGGACAAAUUGUUAAUCGUGUCCUGGAACAGCUAAUCACGAAAUGUGUGCCUGACGCUUCCGCCAGAGAGAUAUGCGAAUAUGGUGACAAGCUCAUUCUAGACGAGACUUCAAAGGUUUUCAAAAAAGAAAAGGAUUCCAAGAAGGGUAUAGCGUUCUCAACAUGCGUCUCGGUGAACAAUUGUAUAUGUCACUUCUCGCCGAUACCUAGCGAAAACGAUUAUAUCCUCAAGGAGGGAGACCUAGCCAAGAUAGAUCUUGGCGCACACAUAGAUGGGUUCAUUGCGGUGGUCGCCCACACUGUUGUUGUCGGUGGAGGUGAGGCAUCAGGAAGAGCUGCUGAUGUCCUCCUUGCUGCCCAUUAUGCUAGUGAAGCCGCCCUGAGGAUGUUGCGGCCUGGUAAUGAGAACUAUGCAAUAACCGAAGUAGUGCAAAAAAUCACUGCGGAGUUUGGCUGCAAGCCUGUUGAGGGCAUGCUGUCACACCAGCUGAAGCAGUUCCGCAUUGAUGGAGAGAAGAGCAUCAUUCAGAACCCUUCAGAGGCACAGCGUAAGGAACAUGAGAAGGCAACUUUGGAGACUUAUGAAGUUUAUGCAAUGGAUGUAUUAGUAUCUACUGGUGAAGGAGUUGGCCGAGAAAUGGAUACCAGGUGUACAAUAUACAAGAAAACUGACGAGGUUUAUCAACUGAAACUGAAAGCUUCAAGAAUGUUCUACAGUGAGGUACGCAAUAAGCACGGUUCAAUGCCCUUCAACCUGCGAAGCUUCGAUAAGGAGACCAGUGCGAGAUUAGGCGUCGUUGAGUGUGUAAACCACAAACUCAUUGAGCCGUUCCAGGUGCUGUAUGAACGUUCAGGAGAGCUGGUGGCGCAAUUCAAGUUCACAGUUCUGUUGUUGCCGAGCGGUACGCACCGUAUCACCGGCUUGCCCUUCGACAAAAGUACGUGCAAGAGUGAACGCAGUAUCAAGGACCCUGAACUUAACGCACUUCUCAACUCGUCUGCAAAAUCCAACAAGAAGAAGAAAAAGAAAACUGGUGCUGAAGAGCCCAUGGAAGUCGAAACUGUUGCCUAGCAACGGGACAAAUUGCCCAGGACAUAAACUAAAUGAAAUCUACAGCUUCCUUCAACAUACCUGUAAUAAUAAUAUAUAUCACACAAGCCUUAAUCAAAUAAAGCCUUUUUAUCCAAAAUGUUAAGUGAUAUUAUCCUGUUUUAAAUUAGUAAAUCUUUGAACAAUUUAGGCUUGUGUUAAAUCAGAUAUUAGAGACCACUUUGAACCUUAUUAUGUACAAGAUACUUUUUUUAUGUGGGAUUUGCAAUAGGUAGGAAUGCAAAUGUGUGCUUUCAUACUUUAUUAGAUAACCACUUUAUUUUGCUUUCAAUAUGUAUUUCCUCACAGACUUCCAGACAUAAUUUGAAACAUUUGAAUAUUGUAUAUAAGGUGACUUUUCCCACUGACUGAGGUGAUUUUGCACUAUAAAAAAGCUAAUUCAAUUGGACUAUGACCAUGUAAGACCAUUCCUUAAAAAAUGUUUUUAAGUCUAUGUAAAGUGCACAAAAUUUUUAAUUCCUUUAUUUUAAUAUAAUAUUGAUACAUUAUUGUAUCAGUCACUACCGACAGCGCGAUGUAACAUUUGUGUAAUAUUGUUGGAGAUUAUAAUUGUUACAAAACCGAUAUUACAAAGCCACUCCCCAUCUAAAGUUUUACACAUUUCGUUAUGUUCAUGUUUGUCAGCUACAUAAGUUUAUUAACACUACCAAGCUUUACUGUUCUUCAUGUUAAAUAGAUUUGUGUUAAGAAAGAGAUUAGUUAAAUGAUGGUUUUAUAUUAAAAAAUUAAGAUAGACAUUCAUGUUUAGUGAAUGUUGUGUCUGUGUUGUGUCAACUGCAAUAUUUGUUGAAGCUUGGAAAUGUUUUUCAUGUUUAUGGAGCAGACCCUAUUAUUAGGUAAAGUUGUAAAAUAUGUGACACUGCAAGAAAGGAAUAAAUCAAACUGUGCCACAGUUGUGGGCUGUUUUUGUAAA